This is a messenger RNA of Parnassius apollo (apollo), 1923 nucleotides long. The record is from the annotation of a GenBank genome assembly. Lineage: Eukaryota; Metazoa; Arthropoda; Insecta; Lepidoptera; Papilionidae.
AUGUCACUACCAAAUUCCAGAAGUCUAGCAUUAAAAGAAAUUAUUAAAGAUCUCCAAAAAAAUAGUUCGACAAAUAGCGAAGUAGAAAAAGAAAAUUUAUUACCAGUAAGCCCAACCGACCAGAAAGAACCGAUAGAAAAUCAAGUUGUACCUUCUACUUCAAAAAGAAACAUACCUUUAAAUGAACGUGCUUAUAAUGUACACCAAAGUUUACGUGAUAAAGGAUCGUCCUACUCUUCCGAUCAAAAGUCUGAUCAAGAUUUUUCGCCUGCUUCCGAUGAUGAUAGGGAGUAUAUACCCCCAUCUAUAGCUGACAGUUCGUCUUCAGACGAUGAUUUCAAGCGACAAAAUAAACAAAAACAACAUAAAACUUACCUCUCUCAGCCAAUCAAAUCUUUGGAAGAAACAAAGUGUCCAAUUAAAUCCGUCUCGUCAAGAUCAACUUCUGUGUCGUCGUCUUCUAAUACUUCGAAAUCCAACUCUAACACCAGCUCCGAUUCCAGCUCCGAUUCCAGCUCAGAUUCUAGUUCAGAUUCUUCUAGCUCAGAUUCCGAGUCUGAUUCCUCAAAAUGUAAAAAAAAUAGUAAUUUUGUUCCUUCACCAGCUAAAUUAAAACGCUAUAGUUCUCCGGUUGUAAAUACUUACCCCCCUCAACCAAAAACUUCAUCAAACUCAAUGCAAUUAGCCGAAAAAUCUGUAUCAUCAGAUUCAGAAGAUUACACAUCUCAUUUUAAGGAAGUUUCUUCCAUAAAAUCAAAUAUUAAUACAAAUAACAUUUCUGGACACAUCCCUCUUUCUGAAAAUUUACUUAACAUCAGUCCAAGUGCUUUAAAUUUAUCUACAGAAAUUUCAACGGAUGUCCGAAAAUUCCAUAACUCGAAUGAACCGUUACCACUAAAAGUUCUUGCACAGAAAAUUGUCACCUCAUUAAUUACACAUCAACAAUCUUAUUUGUCUGCUUCUCGUUCAGCGGAGUGCCAAAAUUCUAACUCUUCUCCUAAAAAGACACGCAAAAGAAAACGAGGAAUAAACAAAAAAGCCUUGGCAAAAACAUUGCGCAAUUUAGGGCAAUCAUAUACAUCUACCUCAAAUGUUGUUAAAUCUUGUAGAAAAAUAGGAAAUCCUUGCGGUGAUGGUUGCCGACAAAAAUGUAAGGAGAGGAUUUCGGAGGAACAGCGUCAAAUUAUUUUUAAACGAUACUGGAGCAUGGGAUCUCUAGUUAAACAAAGAGAAUUUAUAUCCAGACAUAUUAGGGAAAUCAAGCCUAAAUACCAAUACAAAAAAAUUGAUAGCAAUAGAAAACCUAAACAUUCUUUUUAUUUCACUAUAGAUGGGGAAAAAAUUAAAGUUUGCAAAGUCUUUUUCAAAAAUACAUUGGGAUUAAAUGACAGACCUAUUCGCACCGUGAUUGAAAAAUUGAAUUCGUCAGGAAUCGUUGAACCAGAACUUCGAGGUAAACAUAACAAACAUCGUCAAGUACCAGUGGAAUUGUUAGAUGGGGUCCGACAGCACAUAAAUAGCAUACCUAGAAUCGAAAGUCAUUUAUUAAGGAAACAAACAAGCAGAGAAUAUAUUGAUGGAGGAAAAACACUAACCGAUUUACACACAGACUAUAAAAAUGAUUGCGAAAAGAACGGACUGCCAUAUGUUAAAAUCCACACGUACCGAAAAUUUUUUAAAGAAGAAUUUAAUAUUAGUUUUUAUAUUCCGAAGAAAGACCAAUGUGGAGACUGCAUUAAAUAUCAAAAUUCACAACCUUCAGAAAAGGAAAAGCUCGAAGAAGAACACAGAAUUCAUUUACAAGAAAAAGAAAAAAGCCGAGUAGAAAAAUUGAAAGAUAAGGAAGCCGUAAGCGAAAAAAACAUAGUAGCCUAUUACGAUUUACAAGCUGUUCUACAAGUACCUAAAGGUAAUGCGAGUUAG